AUGAUAAAGAAAUUUUGCAAGGACAGCAACGAGCCUAUUCCAAGGGGUCUGCAGAAUAUGGAUGAUGAAACUUUGAUUAAUCAAGUGAGACAAUACCUUGAGUCAAAAAGGAAAUCUUUUCCUGUUCAUGUCCAUGAGCUACAACGUUUGCCUCCAGACAAAGCAUGGGAGCUGUUUUGCAACAAGACGUUUAGAGGGCACUGUCCAACAGAACUUGAGGAGAUGUCCAGAGAAAUUGUUCAAAAAUGUGGAGGGCUACCAUUAGCUAUUGUGGCCAUCGGUGGUCUUUUGUUAACAAAAGCUAAAACCCUCAUUACAGCUACUCAAAAUCACGAAUAUCCGUCAACACAAAGACAUCAUAACGCUCACAAACAACACAGAGAAUCAACGGAUAGCAGGAACUGA
This is a messenger RNA of Vicia faba (fava bean), 405 nucleotides long. The record is from the annotation of a GenBank genome assembly. Lineage: Eukaryota; Viridiplantae; Streptophyta; Magnoliopsida; Fabales; Fabaceae.